AGCUGAUAUUGUUUUGCUUUACUUUCCCUUCCCUUUUUAGUUUGACAUGAAGAUUAUUUUUGUAAAUAAGAUACAGCACAAUUUUUCAUUGUUAGGAGUAUUCGUAAAGGAUUCUUACAUCAUUCAAGAGAAAAUAACUCUCUUAUCAGUAUCAAGUUGAGAAGAAUAGAGUCUUACUUAUGCUCGAGAGUUAGAUUAGAAAAGCCGAUUAUGAACAUUGAUACGACGAAAACUAAUUCUAAGCUUAUGGCAGACAUUUAUCAGGAUCUCUCAGAGGAACAUCCUAGAAGACUGAUUCCAGAACUAUGUAAACAAAUGUAUCACCAAGGUUGGGUGACUGGAACAGGUGGUGGAAUCAGCAUUAAACUUGAUGAUGAAAUUUAUAUUGCACCAUCAGGAGUGCAAAAGGAACGAAUCCAAAUUGAUGAUUUAUUCAUUCAAAAUAUAGAAGGCGAUGAUUUAAUGUCACCACCAGAAUACAAAAAACUUAAGAAAAGUCAAUGUACACCACUUUUUAUGGUCGCUUAUCGUGAACGUAAUGCUGGUGCUUGUAUUCAUACACAUUCACCUAAUGCAGUAAUGGCAACACUUUUAUGGCCAGGAAGAGAAUUUCGAAUCACACAUCAAGAAAUGAUCAAAGGAAUUUAUGACCAUCAGUUGAAUCGCUAUUUACGUUAUGAUGAAGAACUUGUAGUGCCAAUAAUUGAAAAUACUCCAUUUGAAAAGGAUCUGGAAGAGAGUCUUACAAAAGCAGUUCAUGAAUAUCCAGGUACAACAGCUGUUCUUGUUCGUCGUCAUGGAAUUUAUGUUUGGGGCGAUUCAUGGCAAAAGGCAAAGACACAAUGUGAAUGUUUCGAUUAUCUUUUUAACAUUGCAAUCGAAAUGAAAAAAUUUGGACUGGAUCCUUCAUUGAUUCCAGCUCCUUAGAAUAACUUUUGAAUGAAAAUUUAAAUUUUUAUCACUUGGUACUCUAGUAAUAAAAUGAAAUCAAUUGUUAAAGUCACAUUUGAUAUUA
Clunio marinus is the source of this 1015-nucleotide messenger RNA. The record is from the annotation of a GenBank genome assembly. NCBI's taxonomy places the organism in Eukaryota, Metazoa, Arthropoda, Insecta, Diptera, Chironomidae.